Messenger RNA from Saprolegnia diclina VS20, 939 nucleotides. RefSeq lists its product as hypothetical. Lineage: Eukaryota; Oomycota; Saprolegniomycetes; Saprolegniales; Saprolegniaceae. The coding region runs from base 1 to 939 and encodes 312 amino acids. The record is from RefSeq and is a predicted model, not a curated record. The transcript has 2 exons.
AUGGUGCUCACAAGUCUCGUCGCGCUCAAGGUGGUCGACGACCUGCAGCUGGCGCAGCUCUCGACGGCCGCGCUCGCCCAGACCGUCGGCAUUGAUCCGAAUGCUCGCAACGCCGAGACACUGAGCCUGUUUCUCUUCUUGGGUCUCCGAGAGGACACGGUCCUCGCCCACGCAAUGACGAUGGUCGCGGCGAACCCGGACGCGACGUCGGCGCUCGUCGCGACUGCGGCAGCGUGGCGGGUUCUCGCCAAGCCCACGACCUUCCCGGCGCGCUUGGAGCGUCACGGAGACUUUGGCAUUCUCGUCUCGACGGACGGCAAGGUGCGCGUGGCCGUCUGCAUUCCUGCUGGCCUCGGCAACCACAUCGUCCGCGUCUCGUUCGCGUCGCCAUCGACGUUCCACACCAGCGUCAUCGUGUCUUCGCAUCACUUGGUCACGGACGACGUGUGCUCUGACGACGAGAUCCUCUUUGGCGGCAACCUCCUCCUCAACGUCUUCGAGGUGCUCGCGACAGUUCCCAACUGCGUCGAUCGCUUGCGCCGACUGCUCACGCGCGCGAUUGCUUUGUACGAGGGCCUCGUCUACGACAUUGUGCGUCCGCCCUUGGCCACGUCGAGUCGCGUCGCGGGCUCGGUGCUUGUCCCGUUCGAGGCCAUGCUUGGCGGAACGCUCUCGCUGCCGAUGGAGCUCAUCGUCGCCUCGCCGCCGCGCAAGACGCCCCACGACGCUCUCGUCCUGGACAUGUCGUCGCACGAAGGCGACUCGGCGAAGCGAACGAAGCGCGCCAACACGCUCACGCUCGCAUCGCGGAGCUCGAAGCGGAACGCGACCAUCUCAUGCGGAUCCUCUCGUCCAAGGAUGCCUCGGUGCCACCGCCCGCUUUGGCGCCGAGCCAUCGCAUCGACACGCACCGCCGAUCCUCGCUGCCGCCGUCGUUGA